UUUUUCCUCUUGGUUUUCGCUUUUUUUUGGAGGAGAGGGAAGAGGGGGAAGCAACGUGUAUUUUUGGGUGCAAACCCCGGACUUUGCAAAACAGUCUCCGCCCCCAAGAGGAUAUUUAAUCUGCAACAGAAAUCGCUACUCGCGGAGGCAAACUUGAGCCGGGGAAGGGGCGCAGGGAGCGGAGGAAGGACCCCCGCCCGUUCCCGGCCCCAGCGGAGCACGACCCCCGCAGGGGAAGAUGCAUUUCUCUUUCCCGGCGGCUGCUCUUGGGACGAGACUUUCGUCUGGACUGAUCGGGACUGGACUUUUUAAGGACGCGCUUACCCAUCUAAGGGCGAUCUGGGCAUAAACAGCAACGCACACUGAUUUGGUGCUGGAAGCUGCCUCUGCCACUGAACAGCUGCUCUCACCCUGCCUCUGUCCCUCCCCCGUCCCAUUCUCAGAAGAGGAUCCUGAGCUAUUUUGCUGCCUUUUUUUUUAAUUGUUGUUGCAUGAAUUUUAUUUUAUUUUAGGUGGUUGCCUUUUCCAGCUGGCUUGGCUGCUCUGGUGUCUUGCAGACUGCUAGCUGCAGUAGCAGCUCCACCACCUCUCAUCAUGGCUAGCCCCACAGAUAACAACGAGGGCUUCUUCUCAGAUGUCAGAAAGGUGGGUUACUUGCGCAAACCCAAGAGCAUGCAUAAACGUUUUUUUGUGCUGAGGGCAGCCAGUGAGUCUGGACCUGCACGGCUGGAAUAUUACGAGAAUGAGAAGAAAUGGAGACAUAAGUCAGGGGCCCCUAAGCGCUCCAUCCCACUAGAAAGCUGCUUCAAUAUCAACAAACGGGCUGACUCCAAGAACAAGCACCUGGUGGCCCUCUACACCAAGGACGAGCACUUUGCCAUUGCAGCUGACAGCGAGCCUGAACAGGAAAGCUGGUACCAAGCACUGCUGCAGUUGCACAACAGGGCCAAGGGACACCACCACCUCCAUCACCAUCACCACCACCACCACAGCGACGUCACCUUUGGAGGCAGCAGUGCAGGACUGGGGGAAGCAGGUGAGGACAGCUAUGGUGAGGUAGCCCCUGGCCCAGCUUUUAAGGAAGUUUGGCAAGUAAUUCUGAAGCCUAAGGGCCUAGGCCAGACAAAGAACCUGAUUGGCAUCUACCGCCUGUGCCUGACUAACAAGACUAUCAGCUUUGUGAAGCUGAAUUCAGAUGCUGCUGCUGUGGUGCUGCAGCUGCUCAAUAUCCGCCGCUGCGGUCACUCUGAGAACUUCUUCUUCAUUGAGGUGGGGCGCUCGGCAGUCACUGGGCCCGGUGAGUUCUGGAUGCAGGUGGAUGACUCGGUGGUGGCACAGAACAUGCAUGAAACCAUCCUGGAGGCCAUGCGAGCCAUGAGUGAGGAAUUUAGGCCCCGCAGCAAGAGCCAGUCCUCCUCAAACUGUUCCAACCCCAUCUCUGUGCCUCUUCGAAGUAGGCACCACGUCAACAACCCUCCACCUAGCCAAGUGGGACUCAGUCGCCGGUCCAGAACUGAGAGCGUCACGGCCACCUCUCCCGCUGGUGGUGGAGGUACAGGUGGCAAACCCAGCUCUUUCCGGGUUCGAGCAUCGAGUGAUGGGGAAGGCACGAUGUCAAGGCCUGCCUCUGUGGAUGGUAGCCCAGUUAGUCCCAGUGCCAGCCGUACCCAUUCACACAGACACCGUGGCAACUCCAGGCUCCAUCCUCCACUCAACCACAGCCGGUCCAUCCCAAUGCCUUCUUCACGCUGCUCUCCUUCAGCCACCAGUCCAGUCAGCCUGUCAUCCAGCAGCACUAGUGGCCAUGGCUCAACCUCAGACUGCCUGUUUCCACGAAGGUCUAGUGCUUCUGUUUCUGGCUCCCCUAGUGAUGGUGGAUUUAUUUCUUCUGAUGAGUAUGGUUCCAGCCCGUGUGACUUUCGCAGCUCUUUUCGCAGUGUGACCCCAGAUUCACUGGGACACACCCCACCAGCUCGGGGUGAUGAAGAGCUCAACUACAUCUGCAUGGGGGGGAAGGCCACCUCCUCCUGCUGCAGUCUUGCAGCCCCCAAUGGGCAUUUCAUCCCCCGCACAUGCCACCUGCAGCAGCAGCCCCGCUACCCUAGCACACCAUGCUGUCCUCGAGGUGGUAGCGAGGAGGUUGCUGACUUGGAGAAGGCAUUCAGGAAGCGGACUCAUUCUGCAGGCACUUCACCCACCAUCUCCCAUCAGAAGACACCCUCACAGUCUUCUGUGGCCUCCAUUGAGGAGUACACAGAGAUGCUGCCUUCUUACCCCUGUGGUAGCAGCCGGCUGCCCUCCUACCGUCACUCAGCCUUUGUACCCACUCACUCCUACCCAGAGGAGUGUCUGGAGAUGCACCACCUGGAUAGCAGCCAUCAUCGGACCAACUCUGCCCCCCACACGGAUGAUGGGUACAUGCCCAUGUCACCUGGUGUAGCUCCUGUGCCCAGCGGCGGGGGGCCCCCCAAGGGCGGAGACUACAUGCCCAUGAGUCCUAAGAGUGUAUCGGCGCCACAGCAGAUCAUCAACCCUGGCAGGGGGGGCCGUCACCCUCCAGCCACGGUGGACUCCAAUGGCUACAUGAUGAUGUCCCCCAGUGGCAGCUACUCCCCUGAGAGCGGCUCUGCGGGCUAUGGCAAGAUCUGGGCGAAUGGCGCCGGCCACCACCCAAAACUCUCAGUGGAGAGCAACGAAGGGAAGCUCCCCUGUGGUGGCAGCGACUAUAUUAACAUGUCCCCAGCCAGCGGCUCCACCACUAGCACUCCGCCUGACUGCUAUUUCGGGAGUGUGGGGCAGCCGGGUGUCGAGGAGGUCGCCGCCACAGCCCACCACAAGCCCAUCUACUCCUACUUCUCUCUGCCGCGCUCCUUCAAGCACGUGCACCGGCGGGGCGGCAGCGGGCCGGCGGUGGCGGGUGAGGAGGGCAGCCCUCAGCCUCGCAUCGCUCUCGGCUCCGGCCGCCUCCUCUACGCCGCCGAAGACUCAUCCUCCUCCACGAGCAGCGACAGCCUGGGUGGCGGUGGCGGUGGCACAGAGGGCGGCCCCCCGCUGCAAGCGCAGCCCCCGCGCAAGGUGGACACGGCCGUGCAGACCAAGGGCCGCCUGGCGCGACCCACGCGGCUGUCGCUGGGCGGCCCCAAGGCGAGCACCCUGCCGCGGGCCCGGGAGCAGCCCCCGCUCCUCCUGCCCCCGGAGCCCAAGAGCCCCGGCGAGUAUGUCAACAUCGAGUUCAUCGCCGGCGACAAGCCGGCCUUCCCCUCAGCCGUUCUGGGGCUGGGCUUGCCCCCGCCGCCCGGCAGCGAAGCUGCUGGAGAGUACAUGAACAUGGAGCUGGGGCCGCCGCGGCCCCCCUGCACGCCCGGCUUCGCCGCCGGACGGUCAGGACCCACGGCCCGGCCCGGCCGAGGAGCCGCCCCCAGCGGCCGGGACUACGUAAUAAUGCAGCUGGGGGGCGCCGCCGCAGGGGGUUCUUGCUCGGACUGCACCGAUAGCCCUUCCCCGUGUUCGCCUGCCCGCCUGCUCAGCUACGCCGACGUGCGGGCGGGUCGCUCCGCCGCCGAGAAGCCCUCGCCGGCGGCGGCGUCGACGGCAUCCCCGGAGCUGCCGCGGCCACCGGCCGAGCUGUCGGCGGCACCGCCGCGUUCCUCCUCCCUGCUUGGGGGCCCUGGCGCGGGCAGCGCCUUCACCCUCGUCAGCAUCAGCCCUGGCCGCAACCAGAGCGCCAAGGUGAUCCGCGCCGACCCGCAGGGCGGCCGGCGGAGGCACAGCUCUGAGACCUUCUCCUCCACGCCUAGCGCUGCUCGCGGAGCAGCGGGCGGCGGCGGGCUCGGGGCGCCCUUCCCCUGUGGCGGCGCGGGGGGCGCCGAGGAGGUGAAGCGGCACAGCUCGGCCUCCUUCGAGAACGUAUGGCUGCGGCACGCAGCGGGGGAGGCGGCCGGGGCCCCCGCGGGCCGCCGGGAGCUGGGGACCGCCCCCGCUCAAGAGAACGGGCUCAACUACAUCGACCUGGACUUGGUGAAAGACUUCAGCCACCGCCGGCACCACCUCCACCACCCCGCCGAGGGCGCCGCUCUGCCGGGUGGGAAGCAGCCGCCGCCGCCGAAGCCCGCGGGCCAGCCUCGCGGGAGCGGUCACUCCAGCGACGACUUGAGCGCGUACGCCAGCAUCAGCUUCCAGAAGCGAGAAGAGAUGUAGGAGCUGGGCGCCUGCCGGGGAAGAAUGAUGACCUAUACAACCUCAGCAAAUCCUUCUUUUAACUCAUGGGUAUCAAGACUAUAAAUGUUUCAUGCUACCACAACUAGGACCUCACCUCCUCCUCCUCUUCCUCUGUAAAUGGGUACGAUGCAUCCAGUUCAGUUUGUUUACUUUACACAAACCUCAGGAGUUAGUUGACUGAGCUGCACAUCCUGUGUUGUGCCAAGCAGAAGCACUGUGACACCUGGACAAUGAAUCUCUCUUAACUUCAUCCUCUACCAUAAGGACUUAGCUGGCCACAAUGAACUGAUGUGCCCACCACUACAUCAUGGUGAGAAUGGGUAUUUUACUAGCACAUUUACACAACUUCAUUUGCUGCUGAAAACCUGUAUGACAAAUCAUCAUUGUAAAUUAUUACGUACAAAACUUAAUGUUGGUUGAAGAGUAUUAAAUAUUUAACAUAGGUUUUGAUUUAUACAUGUACUUUUUUAAUUAAAAUGUAACUUUUCCUACAGCACAUCAUUUUUGAUGUGGAACUGAGGUAUACUAUAUUCUGUUGUAAACAGAGUGGGAAACCUGCUUAAAACAAGGCUUCUAAGAAUAGAGUGGGGUACUAUUCUUGUUUUAAGAUUGUAAUUCAGAAAAUAAUAUAAAAUGAGUCAUUGGUCCCUGGGCCUUGAUUGUACAGUCAUAUUUACUGAUACUAUCAGUUGUAAGAUAACCCUGAUGUUGAGUUGAGUUCUUUCCAAAAGAAAAAUAAUUUUGUACUCCUUGUAAAAUAAUAGUCUGUAUUAACUACAAUGAAGACAAACAUUACUGUAUAUGGUAUUUACAAGUGUCAACUUGAAUUCAUCAAUUGCACAGAUCAAAAAAAAAAAGAAUCAGAAAAAAGAAAUCAAAGUCUUCCACUGUAUAUAUUGUAAAGAAAAAAAAAUCAACCAAUAGAAAACAAAAUUAAAACAAAAAAGGGUGAACUUUUCAAAUUGACUCUUUCCCUGGAAUGAAAAUGUGGGUGUUUGUAAAUUCUGGAAAUCUCUUUCUAUAUGUAAUAAACUAGAUACUGUUUUAUCUGC
This is a messenger RNA of Melopsittacus undulatus (budgerigar), 5270 nucleotides long. It is a transcript of the gene IRS1, whose product is annotated as insulin receptor substrate 1. The record is from RefSeq and is a predicted model, not a curated record. The transcript has 2 exons. NCBI's taxonomy places the organism in Eukaryota, Metazoa, Chordata, Aves, Psittaciformes, Psittaculidae. Bases 595 to 4197 code for a protein of 1200 amino acids. Gene Ontology annotation, biological process: insulin receptor signaling pathway. Gene Ontology annotation, cellular component: plasma membrane; cytosol. Gene Ontology annotation, molecular function: insulin receptor binding; phosphatidylinositol 3-kinase binding.